UAAUGUCAGACAGGAGGAGAGGCCAACUUGCAGGGUCGAUAGGGCUAACCACGCUUCACUAUGCUGCUCUGAUAACAGCUGCGUUCGACCAGCCGAGGGUCCACUUACAUUCAACAUCCACUAAUACAGCAAGCGUGAACAAAUUACAGACCCUCUCCCAACAUGUCCCAAGAGGAAACUGUAGAAUCUGGGAGCUUGUUCUUAGUAGGGAACAAGAAAGACCUCAUCGAGGCCAAACGCACCAGCGUCACCGUGGGCGACAGGGUCGUAGCCGUCAUUCAUCACCAGGGAGUUUUCUACGCUAUGGACCAGCACUGCUAUCAUGCAGGUGAAUCUUUGUUAAAUGGAGAUAUUGAGGAAAUCGACAGGAAGCUUUGCAUUGUGUGUCCAAAGCACAAGUACAAAAUCAGCCUGGCAGAGGGCGAAGGGCUUUACAAUGCCAAUCAUCCAAAAGACAAAGACAAGCCACCUUGCUGGGUAUCCAGAGGCAUAAAGCAACGAGUACACAAGGUUACCGAGGUGGACGGGAACAUCUAUGUGACGCUGUCCGAAACCCCUAAGCAGAUUGAUUCGGACUAUUAUCAGACUGAGAAGGGCAGAGCGGAGCUGAAGAAAGUCAAGCAUUCAGACACGGAUAAAUCAGUGAACAGCUAAUUGAUAGGUGUGACCAAUUAUAGGAAAGUUUCUGAAUGCAUGAGGACAUAUUGUGGAGGGAAAAAAAAUUAUUAGGUAUUAAAUGCUAGCUAUUUUACUGAUAUUUCUUCAUUUUAAUUGUCAGAUUGUCAGCACUGUUUAAGCAUUAAAUAUAUAAGCAGUAAAACAUGAUGAGGUGUGCUGUUAUAGAAAAAUGAUCACUGACCGGAUAGUGUAAUGUGGAGGGCUGUUAGUACCCUGGGGUUGAUUACUUGCUUGUAACAGUAUGCCCUGAAGUGUUUUAUUCCUCUUGUACCUCAGCAGUUUGCCAAUACUAACUAACAUUUUUAUUUUUCCAGAAUGACACUCUU
Molecule: messenger RNA, 1004 nt
Organism: Neoarius graeffei (lesser salmon catfish)
Lineage: Eukaryota; Metazoa; Chordata; Actinopteri; Siluriformes; Ariidae
Gene: rfesd
Product: Rieske (Fe-S) domain containing
Exons: 4
Coding region: 163-654 (163 amino acids)
Molecular function (GO): 2 iron, 2 sulfur cluster binding
Source: RefSeq, a predicted model, not a curated record